Vigna angularis (adzuki bean) is the source of this 1098-nucleotide messenger RNA. RefSeq lists its product as uncharacterized. The transcript is spliced from 2 exons. The record is from RefSeq and is a predicted model, not a curated record. Lineage: Eukaryota; Viridiplantae; Streptophyta; Magnoliopsida; Fabales; Fabaceae. The coding region runs from base 1 to 1098 and encodes 365 amino acids.
AUGCAAGCCAUUUUUGGCUUCCAGGAUGUUUCAGAGGUUAUAGAAGAUGGGCUACCUGAAUUGGGUGCAAGAGCCACUGAAGAGGAGAAAAGAAGUUACAAGAUGGAGGUGAAACUGGACAGCAAAGCCAUAUUUCUGCUGUAUCAAUGUGUCAGCCCAAAGAUCUUCAACAAGAUCUCAAAGGCUGAUACUGCAAAAGAGGUGUGGGACAUUCUGGUAAAGACAUAUGGUGAUGGAGACAAAAACAAGAAGAUAAAACUGCAGGAACUGAGGAGACAGUUUGAGAUUCUGAUCAUGGAUGAGGAUGAAACCGUGGCAGAAUACUUUGACAAAGUGCAGGAGUUGGUGAACAAAUUGAGGGCAUGCAAGGAUGCAAUUUCAGAUGUGUACAUUGUGGAUAAGAUUUUGAGAACCCUAACACCCAGAUUUGACCAUGUAGUGGUGGCUAUUGAAGAAGCUCGUAAUCUGGAGACCAUGGAGAUUAAGGAGUUGCUGCACUCAUUAGAAGCUCAUGAGUAUCGCAUCAAUGAGCGCAAGCAGUGUCAAGAACAGGCCCUACAGGCCAGAUCACAGUUUAAGGGCAAGAAGGGGUUCAAGAAAGGAGGAAAAGGCAGCAGAAAGUGUGCUAAAAACAAGCCCAAGAAGAGGGCCAAUCUGGCCCAAGAUGAGGAAUCAUAUUCGGAGGUAGUAAUGUUGAUGGCCAAAACCGAGGAUGAUUCAUCUGAGAAUAUUGUGUGGUACCUAGAUUCUUGGUGUUCCACCCACAUGACAGGGAGGAAGGAUUGGUUUGUGAGAAUACAAGGGGCUACACAAGGAAAGAUUCAGUUUGCUAAUGAUAGAAGUCUGAAUGCAGAGGGAUCUGGCAGGGUUGUUCUAAGGGAUGCAGAGGGAAAAGAAGUGAUAAUUGAAGAGGUAUUGUAUGUACCAAGACUGAAAACGAAUCUGAUAAGCUUGGGGAAGCUACUACAGAAGGGAUAUGUGAUGAAAAUUGAGAAUAACAAUAUCAGCAUUUUCAAUCAACAUAAGAGGAUUGUUGUGCAGGCUAAGCUGUCACAGAACAUGACUUUUAGAGUAGUAAUGAGUGCAGUAAAGCACUAA